UCCGGUCGCCUGCACGUGGUGGUAGUACCGGGGUUUGAGCCGCGCUGGCGGAAAAGUGAUUGGAACGGUCUUCCGGAGCGAGGGAGAGCCGAGCCGGAGCCAUGGAGGGCCAGAGCGUGGAGGAGCUGCUGGCAAAGGCGGAGCAGGACGAGGCAGAGAAGCUGCAGCGCAUUACGGUGUACAAGGAACUGGAGCUGGAGUUCGACCUGGGUAACCUGCUGGCUUCGGACCGGAACCCUCCGACCGGGCUGCGGGACGCAGGACCCACGCGGGAGGCCGAGCUGCGGGCCCUGGCGCGGGACAACACGCAGCUGCUCAUCAACCAGCUGUGGCAGCUGCCCACCGAUCGUGUGGAGGAGGCGCUGGUGGCGCGGCUGCCGGAGCCCGCCACUCGUCUGCCGCGCGAGAAGCCGGUGCCCCGGCCACGGCCGCUUACACGCUGGCAGCAGUUUGCACGCCUCAAGGGCAUCCGUCCCAAGAAGAAGACCAAUCUGGUAUGGGACGAGGUGAGUGGCCAGUGGCGCCGCCGCUGGGGCUACCAGCGCGCCCGCGACGACACCAAGGAAUGGUUGAUCGAGGUGCCCGGCAAUGCCGACCCCAUGGAGGACCAGUUCGGCAAGCGGAUUCAGGCUAAGAAGGAACGGGUGGCCAAGAACGAGCUGAACCGGCUGCGUAACCUGGCCCGCGCGCACAAAAUGCAGCUGCCCAGCGCGGGCGGCAUGCACCCUACCGGACACCAGAGUAAGGAGGAGCUGGGCCGCGCCAUGCAGGUGGCCAGGGUCUCCACCGCCUCUGUGGGGCGUUUCCAGGAGCGUCUGCCCAAGGAGAAGGCGCCCCGGGGCUCUGGCAAGAAGAGGAAGUUUCAGCCUCUUUUCGGGGACUUUGCAGCCGAGAAAAAGAGCCAGUUGGAGAUGCUGCGAGUGAUGAACAGCAAGAAGCCUCAGUUGGACGUUACGAGGGCCACCAAUAAGCAGAUGAGAGAAGAGGACCAGGAAGAGGCGGCUAAGAGGAGGAAAAUGAGUCAGAAGGGCAAAAGAAAGGGGGGCCGACAGGGUCCUGGGGGUAAGAGGAAAGGGGGUCCACCCAGCCAGGGAGGGAAGAGGAAAGGGGGCUUGGGAGGCAAGAUGAAUUCCGGGCCUCCUGGCUUGAGUGGCAAGAGGAAAGGGGGGAAACACCAAGGAGGAAAGAGGAGGAAGUAAAUUUCACCCUCGGACCUACUUGUAAACCAAGAACUGUACCUAAUGUUAAGUUCUAGGAACAGUACUGGGAUGCAGAUUUGGCCACUGCCUUCAUUGAGUUUGAGGUUAAAGGGCUAGGCUUGCCCUCCUGUGAAGAUGGUAUGUAAAUAUUGGACUCGACAAAUCAAUGUAUUUCCCACAACCAAAACUUUGGCUGGAGAGUAAAGGAUGUAUUUAAGGACACACGAAUUAGGGAAAGAAUUUGUGGAAACUAGGAGUGAGUUCUAUCUUUAAACAGCCCUUUUUUUUUUUUUCUCUUUAAACUUUCGAUGGGGUACAAGGGAGAGGUGGUCAUAUUUCAGACUUUUAAUAGAUUGGUUUCUGCAUUAUUUUAAUAACAAGUCUUGUGUAUUUAUCAAAGCACAGGGGAACAGAAAGGUUACAUUUUCAGAACUGUUGUAAAGGUUAUUUAAUAAAAGUGUGUCUGUAUCUAA
Hippopotamus amphibius kiboko is the source of this 1672-nucleotide messenger RNA. It is a transcript of the gene RRS1, whose product is annotated as ribosome biogenesis regulator 1 homolog. Gene Ontology annotation, cellular component: preribosome, large subunit precursor; nucleolus; nucleus. Bases 102 to 1199 code for a protein of 365 amino acids. Gene Ontology annotation, biological process: ribosomal large subunit export from nucleus; endonucleolytic cleavage in ITS1 to separate SSU-rRNA from 5.8S rRNA and LSU-rRNA from tricistronic rRNA transcript (SSU-rRNA, 5.8S rRNA, LSU-rRNA); ribosomal large subunit biogenesis. Lineage: Eukaryota; Metazoa; Chordata; Mammalia; Artiodactyla; Hippopotamidae. The record is from RefSeq and is a predicted model, not a curated record. Gene Ontology annotation, molecular function: protein binding. The transcript has a single exon.